AUGGGCCUCGAAGACAACAGGCUCGUGCAGCGCUUCAUCAAUGUCGGUGAAAAGAAAGCAGGCUCCACCUCCAUGGGUAUCAUUGUUGGUGUCUUUGCUGCCUUUGGUGGUGUUUUGUACGGUUAUGACACUGGUACCAUUAACGGUAUCAUGGCCAUGGACUACGUGAAGAACCAGUUCCCUGGAAGCGACAACGAGUUCACUGCUUCGGAAACAUCGCUUAUUGUCUCCAUCUUGUCUGUGGGUACCUUUUUCGGUUCCCUUGCCGCUCCAUUCUUUUCUGACACCUUGGGUAGAAAGUGGUGUUUGAUUUUGUCCUCCUUGGUUGUUUUCAACAUCGGUGUCAUUUUGCAGACCGCCGCCACGGGCAUUCCUUUGCUUUGUGCCGGUAGAGCCAUUGCCGGUGCUGGUGUGGGUCUUAUUUCCUCCACCAUCCCAUUGUACCAGUCGGAAGCUGCUCCCAAGUGGAUUAGAGGUGCCAUUGUGUCGUGCUACCAGUGGGCCAUCACCAUUGGCAUCUUUUUGGCUGCUGUUUUCAACCAGGCCACCCACGCCAGAAACGACUCUGGAUCGUACAGAAUCCCCAUUGCCCUUCAGUUCCUCUGGUCGUUGAUCUUGGGUAUUGGUAUGUUUUUCUUGCCAGAAACUCCCCGUUUCUACGUUUCCAAGGAAAGAGAGGACAAGGCCUUCGAGGCGCUUUCCCAGCUUAGAAAGCUUCCUGCCGACCACCCGGAUCUUAUCGAGGAGUACAACGACAUCAAGGCCGCCUACGAGUUUGAGAAAGAAUACGGCAAGUCCUCUUGGGGCCAGGUCUUGUCCAGCAAGAACCACCAGCGUAAGCGUUUGGCUACGGGUGUUUUGUGUCAGGCUUUCCAGCAGUUGACCGGUGUGAAUUUCAUUUUCUACUUUGGUACCAACUUCUUCAACGAUGCCGGUGUGGACGGGUUCGUCACCACUUUGGCCACUAACAUUGUCAAUGUCGGUGCCACGGUCCCAGGUAUUCUUUUGAUGGAGAUUGCAGGCAGAAGAAACAUUCUCCUUGGCGGUGCUGCCGGAAUGUCGAUUUCCCAGUUUGUUGUGGCCAUUGUCGGCGUUGCAGCUUCGUCUGACUCCUCCAAGAAGGUGCUUGUUGCUUUCUCGUGUAUUUUUAUUGCCUUCUUUGCCGCCACCUGGGGUCCUUGUGCUUGGGUCGUGGUUGGAGAGCUUUUCCCUCUUAGAACCAGAGCCAAGUCGGUUGCGCUUUGUACUGCCUCCAACUGGUUGUGGAACUGGGGCAUUGCCUACGCCACGCCGUACAUGGUGGACAAGGACAAGGGUAACUUGGGCACGAACGUCUUUUUCAUUUGGGGCGGGUGCAACUUCUUGUGUUUCUUCUUUGCGUGGUACCUGAUCUACGAAACCAAGGGUCUCUCUUUGGAGCAGAUCGACGAGUUGUACGAGAAGGUUCCUCACGCCUGGCGCUCCCAGGGCUUCGUUCCUUCCGAACAUGCCUUCAGAGACGACGCCCUUACGGAUCUCCGUUCCGACACCAAGGCCGAGGCCAUCUCCAUCGAGGAAAGAAGCGUCUAG
Messenger RNA from Candidozyma duobushaemuli, 1569 nucleotides. It is a transcript of the gene HGT12, whose product is annotated as Hgt12p. Gene Ontology annotation, molecular function: carbohydrate:proton symporter activity. The record is from RefSeq and is a predicted model, not a curated record. The transcript has a single exon. Gene Ontology annotation, biological process: carbohydrate transport; transmembrane transport. Lineage: Eukaryota; Fungi; Ascomycota; Pichiomycetes; Serinales; Metschnikowiaceae. Gene Ontology annotation, cellular component: membrane. Bases 1 to 1569 code for a protein of 522 amino acids.